This is a messenger RNA of Vicugna pacos (alpaca), 792 nucleotides long. The record is from RefSeq and is a predicted model, not a curated record. NCBI's taxonomy places the organism in Eukaryota, Metazoa, Chordata, Mammalia, Artiodactyla, Camelidae.
AUGCAGCGGAAGGAAUGUGAGAUGGCAGGAGCCCAGCAGCCUCUGGGAAGUGUGCGCACCGCCGCGCUCAUCCUGUGCAUCCUGUCCUACCUGCUGGUGGGCGCCGCGGUCUUCGACGCGCUCGAGUCCGAGGCAGAGAGCGGCCGCAAGCUGCUGCUGGCCCAGAAGCGGAGUGAGUUGCGGAGGAAGUACGGCUUCUCCGCCGAGGACUACCGCGAGCUGGAGCGCCUGGCGCUGCAAGCCGAGCCGCACCGCGCCGGCCGCCAGUGGAAGUUCGCCGGCUCCUUCUACUUCGCCAUCACCGUCAUCACCACCAUCGGGUAUGGCCACGCUGCGCCGGGCACGGACUCAGGCAAGGUCUUCUGCAUGUUCUAUGCCCUCCUGGGCAUCCCCCUGACGCUGGUCACCUUCCAGAGCCUGGGCGAGCGAUUGAACGCACUGGUGCGGCGCCUCCUGCUGGCGUCUAAGCGCCGCUUGGGCCUGCGGCGGCCGCGCGUGUCCACCAAGAACAUGGUGGUGGCGGGGCUGAUGGUGUGCGCGGCCACCCUGGCCCUCGGGGCCACGGCCUUCGCGCACUUCGAAGGCUGGACCUUCUUCCACGCCUUCUACUACUGCUUCAUCACCCUCACCACCAUCGGCUUCGGCGACUUCGUGGCGCUGCAGAGCGACGAGGCGCUGCAGAGGAAGCCACCUUACGUGGUCUUCAGCUUCCUCUACAUCCUCCUAGGCCCUGGGACUGAGUUUGGCGACGGCAGGGCAGGCAGGCCUCCGGCUCGACGGAAGUCCAUCUGA